AUGCACGCUCCAUUACAUCAGCCCGUUACCGAGACGACAUACUCGCCCCCGGCAGCCCAACUAUCCAGAGUCAGCCUGAACGAGAAGGCCGAGAGCCCAUACUCCAGUCCCCCACCCCCGCCAACAUACUCUUCCGCUCCUCCCGUCCUGUCUCUUGCUUCUGCUCUCUAUGCCUAUACUCCAACUGAUGCCGGAGACUUGGCACUGCAGCCUAAUGACCGAAUUCAGGUUCUCGAGCAUAUGAAUAACGACUGGUGGCGUGGCAGAAACGAGAGAACCCAUCUUGAGGGUAUCUUCCCGCGAACAUACGUCAGCGUAAUAGAGGAGAAACCCAUCAUCCAUUCUCCUCAGCCCAUCAGCUACAACAACAUGCCCCUUGAGAUAUCACAGUCCGGCUCAUCAUCCCACGGAAAGGUGCCUAGCAAGUUCGAAGAGAACGGCAAGAAAUUCGGCAAGAAAAUGGGCAAUGCCGCUAUUUUUGGCGCCGGCGCCACCAUCGGUUCAAACAUCGUGAACGGUAUCUUCUAA
Molecule: messenger RNA, 528 nt
Organism: Nannizzia gypsea CBS 118893
Lineage: Eukaryota; Fungi; Ascomycota; Eurotiomycetes; Onygenales; Arthrodermataceae
Exons: 3
Coding region: 1-528 (175 amino acids)
Biological process (GO): protein transport to vacuole involved in ubiquitin-dependent protein catabolic process via the multivesicular body sorting pathway
Cellular component (GO): ESCRT-0 complex
Molecular function (GO): protein binding
Source: RefSeq, a predicted model, not a curated record